Messenger RNA from Phlebotomus argentipes, 1661 nucleotides. RefSeq names its product fidgetin-like protein 1. Gene Ontology annotation, molecular function: microtubule severing ATPase activity; ATP hydrolysis activity; ATP binding. The coding region runs from base 1 to 1563 and encodes 520 amino acids. The transcript has 2 exons. Lineage: Eukaryota; Metazoa; Arthropoda; Insecta; Diptera; Psychodidae. The record is from RefSeq and is a predicted model, not a curated record.
AUGAUGCUACACAAUGAGAGGCAAAACUCAGAAGAACCUCUUGAACAAGUUAAUUCCUUAACAGAGCCUUUCUUGAGGCCGGAAGAUGUCCAAGGACUUCUGGAAGGCAUUUCGCGAAAAAGUGAAAUAACCAUUGAAGAAUUGGAGGAUUUGUGGAGUGAUUCUGAAACAGCUGACGAUGCGACAUCCCUUCCGUCCCAGAAGUCUACGGAGAGUUUUCAGCAAGAUUCACAAAAAUGCCUCCAAAGCAGUGAAGAGAUGGACAUUGAUUUAGGCCAGUUGGAUGAAAUUUUCUCCCAGGAUCCGACAAAGAUGCCUUACGAGAUGAUGAAAGGCUUUAUCGACCCGCACAAAGAGACUCAAGCAGAGCCUCAAAAACCUGCCAGCAGUAUUCCCAGACAAUCCUGGAGAGCAGAGUCUCGCAAGGAAACAUUUUUGAGGGUGAAUCCUCCGGAAGAAGAGCCAACGGCGCCCAAGAAGGCCUUUAUAACGGCCCGGAAAGAGCUUCAAGUGCAAAAUUUGAUAAAAUAUGGCAGGGAAACGCGUUCCAGCGCUCCGCGGAUGAGAGCAGUGGGUCUGAGCAAGUCUCAGGCCCCUGGGAAUCUGUCGAAGGAGGUGAAGCAGAAGGAGAUUGUAGAGGAGCCUCCUGAGCAGUUCAGCAACAUCGAUCCCAACAUUGUGGAGAUGAUAAAGAAUGAGAUCAUGAUGAGGGUGCCUAUGGUGCACUGGAAGGACAUCAUGGGCCUCACGUACGCCAAGAAGAUCAUCCAGGAGGCCAUCGUUCUGCCGAUGCUGCGCCCGGACAUCUUCACGGGCCUGAGAAGGCCGCCGCGCGGGAUUUUGCUUUUCGGGCCGCCGGGAACGGGCAAAACGCAGAUUGGAAAGUGCAUUGCUUCCCAGACGAAGGCGACAUUCUUCAAUAUCAGCGCCUCGGCGCUGACUUCCAAGUAUAUCGGCGAAGGCGAGAAGAUGGUGCGCGGGCUGUUUGCCGUGGCAUCUGCUAAGCAACCGUCGGUGAUUUUUAUCGAUGAGGUGGAUUCGCUGCUGUGUCAGCGAUCAGAGAACGAGCACGAGAGCUCGCGCAGAUUGAAGACGGAGUUUCUCGUGCAUCUGGACGGUGCGGCGACGAAUGAGAAUGAACUGGUGCUGGUUGUGGGUGCCACAAAUCGUCCACAGGAAUUGGACGAGGCGGUGAGGAGGCGAUUUGUGAAGCGUCUGUACAUUCCUCUGCCAAUCCAGGAAGCGCGACAGGAGAUGGUGAAGUCACUGCUCGAGAAUGUGAGACACAGCCUGACUGAGCGGGAUGUGAUGGAAGUGAGUCGAUUGACUGAGGGCUUCUCGGGGGCUGACAUGAAAACCCUGUGCCAGGAGGCGUCAAUGGGCCCCGUGAGGCUGAUUCCCAUAGACAGAUUUCAGGAUUUCAACAGUGCAGACGUGCGGCCGGUGAUGUACGAAGACUUCCGCACCGCCAUGGAGUGCGUCAGGGCGUCUGUGUCGCCCAAGGAUGUGGAGAGUUACCUGGAGUGGGACAGGAUGUACGGAUCUGGAGGGAAAGGACAAUAAAUUGGCGCGCGCCUGGGAUAAAACCCUGCAAAUGUCUUCACCGACAGAUGGCGCUGCCAGAGCCACUCAAUCAUCCAAUCGUCAGAUCACUUGAGGAA